Messenger RNA from Sander lucioperca (pikeperch), 1935 nucleotides. It is a transcript of the gene zmat5, whose product is annotated as zinc finger, matrin-type 5. The transcript is spliced from 6 exons. Gene Ontology annotation, molecular function: zinc ion binding. The record is from RefSeq and is a predicted model, not a curated record. Lineage: Eukaryota; Metazoa; Chordata; Actinopteri; Perciformes; Percidae. Bases 221 to 748 code for a protein of 175 amino acids. Gene Ontology annotation, cellular component: U12-type spliceosomal complex.
AACGGAAGCUGGGGACAAAGAAAACAAAACGCUUCCGCUCCAAGAGCAGCGGAUGUUAGCAAUAAUAGUAGUGUGGAUUUCCUUUUUCUUUUUACACCAGUUAGCUAAAGUGACAUAGAGCCUUUCAAACACCACGGAGGAGGGCAGCACUGUUUCGCCAAUGUCUUGUUCAGCAAUUUAAAAGGUGACAUCUUGCUGUUUUGAGCACAUAACCUGCACCAUGGGGAAGAGAUACUACUGUGACUACUGUGACCGGUCCUUUCAGGACAAUAUGCAUAACAGGAAAAAACAUCUGAAUGGUGUUCAGCAUCACAGAGCUAAAAAGGCCUGGUAUGACUCUUUUAGAGACUUUUCAGCCAUUCUGUGUGAUGAGCAAACAAAGAAACCCUGCAGGAAGUUUCUCCAAAAAGGAAUUUGUGAUUUUGGCCCCAACUGCAGGUUUUCUCACAUGUCUGAAGAGGAACUGUUUAACUUAAAAAGACAGGUGGAAGAUGAAAGACAGCGCAGAGAGGACUCUGUAGACAGAAUGAUACCUGGGCGAAGUAUAGAAGAGUGGCUCUCCAGAAGGGAAAAAAAGCGAACUGCCCUCAAUAUUGAAGGAGAUUCAAAAGAUAAGCAAGACAGCGAAGAGGGCCAAGAAGAAAGUGACAUACCUCAACAGCUCCUCUCCAUCCCUGACCUUCCACCCUCUCUUCUACCUCCUCCCCCAGGCGGGUGGAAAGUCAAAGUGAACACAGAAUGGGGUUGAGAUAUUCACUUUGUGGUUCACAUCACUGUUAAGUGGAUAUGGGACAUUAAUUGAAGGAGGAAUGGUACAGAUUGCAUAUUAAGAGAUUGUGUCACAUAUUUGAAGGUUUUCAGUUUUUAAUGAGGUUUCCAGUUGAUUCUAAAAGCUGUUUGUUGCCAAUUUUUUAAAAGAAGAAUAAAAAACCACAGAAUAGGUCAUGUUUGUUUAAUUUAGAAGAACUAUUUAUUUAUUACAUUGUACUUGCAGGUGUUAAGUUUCUUGUUUAAGAAUACAAUUAACAGUAAAAAGAAGCUAAUUUAAAAUGAGUAAAUGGUUAUAUUUACAUAAAACACAUGCAGUGCAUAAUAACCCUUAUAAUUGACAUGUUGGCAGUUUGUUGUUGAUUGCUGCACUAAUCUGAAGUAGAGUGACUUAAUCGUAAGACUCCUCUAAGGAGUUACAUUUGAUGUUUAUGUAGUCCUGAAUGAAACAGAGGAUUGCUGAGCAGAUGGAAAUAAUGUUUUGUUUAAUUUUAAUCCUCUGCAUUGUUACCAAGGUAAUCACUGAUCUGACUGUAUUUUAUUUCUAACCCAGCCAGCUAAAAAAAACAAUUUUACUUCGUAAAUAGUAAAGAUGGCAAACUAAUGAUCUGGAUUACGUUUCAUAAUGAAGGUUUUCAUAGUUGGAACGUUUGUUAAAACACUUGCCAAAGAGCUUCAUGCAGAUCUGGAUUUGUGAUUAAUGCAUUUAUAAUUGUCAUUGGCUUUUUAAAGGUCCUCAAUAAGGUUAUUCCUCAUAACUGGGGUUUUGCUGAGAUGUAUACUGUAUAACCCACUUACCUAAUGCAGUGGUUACAGCAGAAUCCUCCUUAAAUUGGUAUGAGUUUCUUUCUGUUUUGUAUAAUUUUGUCUAACUCUUAUUCUGCCGCCUUGAUCAGAAUACGUCUCUGACUUCUUAUGGGACUUAACCUACCUACUUACGUACUUAAAGGUGCCCUGUGGUGUUUUGGACCACUCUAGCACUAUGGAUCAACAUUUGUAUCAUCCACACACACAAGGACCCAUGCACGGCCAGCCUUGGUUUCAGGCUAUUCUGCUUAUUGACAGUGGCAGUAACACAGCAACAAAUAAUAAAGACAGUGAAGAAGAUGGAUAGCAAUGGAAAAGCAGACAUAGAUGUAAACAAUAAAUGAUUUUAUUAAGCUAAUA